Paramacrobiotus metropolitanus is the source of this 905-nucleotide messenger RNA. RefSeq lists its product as uncharacterized. Bases 93 to 641 code for a protein of 182 amino acids. NCBI's taxonomy places the organism in Eukaryota, Metazoa, Tardigrada, Eutardigrada, Parachela, Macrobiotidae. The transcript has 4 exons. The record is from RefSeq and is a predicted model, not a curated record.
CCGAAGCUUCCAUCAGUUGCACCGUGUCCAAGUUCCGCUUCAGCCUUUACGUGGCUCCUUGUUACAUUUCCUAAUUUUUCUCGCUUUCCAUCAUGAAGCUCGCUAUCCUGGCUGCUCUAUUGGCUGUCGCGGCUACAAGCGUGGCUAGCGGACAUCACCGACGACGCUCCGAAUGCUGCAGUGCAUGGAAGCGCUACAUUGUCCCGAUUUCCUCCUCGGUGGCACCAACAAAACCCACCACUAAGCCGUGGCAGUACGCCGUCCGCGUGGGUCAGAGCCUGUUCAUGACCUCGGUGCGCGCCUUCACUUCCUUCGCCAACCGCACCAUCAUCAGUCCGGGCGGCACCUACAACGAAGCCAUCCAGGUGAUGAGCUUGACGGAGCAGAUCCUCAACGAAGCCGGCUGCACCUGGAACGACGUGCACGAUGUAGUGGCGCUCAUCACCGCCGGCCCCACCGACUACCCCGUCAUCGACACCGCCAUGAACGACUUCUGCGCCACCCACGGCUGCUCCGGCUUCCCUUGGACUGGUCAUCUGCGUACUUCUCCAUCCUUCAGCGGUGGCGCCACCGUCGAAUUCACCGUCCAGGCUAGCAACUGCAACUGGACAGGAGAAGAUAACGAGUGCUCGUGCGAAUAAUGAGAAAGCCUUGUCUUUUUGCCGUGUGUCAGAAUCAUUUCUAGCUGUAUAUUAAGGAACUAUCACUUAUGUGACUGAGGAACUGAGGGUCAACAAUUAAUUACUGUCCAGUGAAAAUGUUAAAUUUACUCUUAAAACCGUAAAUUAAUAAUUCAUGAGCUGAUAAUUUGUGAACUAUCAACGAAUGUUAAAUUUGAUCUUUAAAACUGUGAGUUACAUGUAUCUGUUGGUAAUUCUGGAAACAUUAAAAACUUAACUGCUAUA